AUAACAGGCAGUGAGAUGCGGCUGUGGCUGCAGGGCUUAGGAAGGAUUCCCUGGCCCGCUGGAGGCCACAGGACAAGAGCGGCGACAGACCGCGCACACCUGGCCCCAGACCCCCGUCCCGGCCAGCCUCUCCCAUCUGCACGGCCUGAAAACCUCCGCUGGUCCACCUUUCGCCCAUCCGGCCACAGUUUGAGAGCAAGGUCGCCGCCGGCUUUUACUUACAGAAAUCGCACUGGCCCGGAGGCCCGGGGUGUCGGGAAGGGCCAAGGGGACGUCCCCUUUGCAGAGAGCCCGGGUAGCGGGGUUGCGGACUGCGUCCUCUCACUGCGUGAAGUGUCGGGCUCAGCCGGAAACAACUUCUGGACUCAGCCAGGCACAGCAACCUGUGAAGCGAGCAGGGCUGGCACCUCCAUUCAUUUUACAGCCUCCGGGUUCACAAAUACAGACAAUUUGACAACUACUGCUACUGUACAGUUAACUACCCCGGGAACGACUUCAGUUAUUCCUACAAAUUUAUCCAGUGAGGAAACCGCAACACCAAGUACCUUUGGAAGUACCAGCCCAUACUCUGUCUCUCUGGGCAGCAAUGGGACCACAGCAACCAUCUCAGAGACUACAGUCAAUUUCACAUCUACCUCUGAGGUCCCUCUAGUCGCUGGAACCACUAACUCCUCUGGCCAGUCUCAGACCUCCCUAGCCAUCACAGUGCCCACCACCCUAGCCAACUUUUCGACUUCAGAGAUGACCGUGAAGCCCAGCGUAUCACCUGGAAAUGUUUCGGAUCCCUCACUCAACCACACCAGCCUUGAGACACCGACCACUGAAACUUACGUAUCACCUACUCCUACCCCACGUACCAUCAAGGGAGAAAUCAAAUGUUCAGGCGUCAAAGAAGUGAGAUUGACUCAGGGCAUCUGCCUGGAGCUAAAUGAGACCUCCAGCUGUGAGGACUUUAAGAAGGACAAAGGAGAAGGCCUGGCCCAAGUACUGUGUAGGGAGGAGCAGGCUGACGCCGAGGCUGGGGCCCGUGUGUGCUCCUUGCUCCUUGCCCAGUCUGAGGUUAAGCCUCAGUGCCUGCUGCUGGUAUUGGCCAACAGGACAGAAAUUUCCAGCAAACUCCAGCUUCUGAAAAAGCACGAGUCUGACCUGGAAAAGCUGGGGAUCAAAAGUGUCACUAAGCAAGAUGUUGCGAGCCACCAGAGCUAUUCCCGGAAGACCCUGAUUGCACUGGUCACCUCGGGGGUCCUGCUGGCUGUCCUGGGCAUCACUGGCUAUUACCUGAUGAAUCGCCGCAGCUGGAGCCCCGCAGGAGAGAGGCUGGGCGAAGACCCUUAUUACACGGAGAACGGUGGAGGCCAGGGCUAUAGCUCAGGACCUGGGGCCUCCCCUGAGGCUCAGGGAAAGGCCAGUGUGACCCGAGGGGCUCAGGAGAACGGCACCGGCCAGGCCACCUCCAGAAACGGCCAUUCGGCAAGACAACAUGUGGUGGCUGAUACUGAAUUGUGACUCGGCUGGGUAGGGCGGGGCUGGGCAGUGUGCGGGGCCCCUCCCUGCAUCUGACCACAAGCUGCCUCCUCUGUGGGUGACCCAGGUCCUUGUUUGUUGUUGUUGUUGUUGUUGUUGUUUGUUUCCAGAGGUGUGGGUGGGUUCCUGGUUUCAAUGACAGUUGGAAAUAGAACUUUCCAGAGACAAAAGGAUGGGGUGGAUUUUUUUUUUCUCAAUAAAAAGUGGUGUGGGUAAAUACUGUAAUUAAAGUGAUACUGAAACACCA
Messenger RNA from Lemur catta (Ring-tailed lemur), 1771 nucleotides. It is a transcript of the gene CD34, whose product is annotated as CD34 molecule. Gene Ontology annotation, biological process: cell-matrix adhesion. Gene Ontology annotation, cellular component: membrane. Bases 16 to 1506 code for a protein of 496 amino acids. The transcript is spliced from 9 exons. NCBI's taxonomy places the organism in Eukaryota, Metazoa, Chordata, Mammalia, Primates, Lemuridae. The record is from RefSeq and is a predicted model, not a curated record.